This is a messenger RNA of Aureobasidium uvarum, 2199 nucleotides long. The record is from the annotation of a GenBank genome assembly. NCBI's taxonomy places the organism in Eukaryota, Fungi, Ascomycota, Dothideomycetes, Dothideales, Saccotheciaceae.
AUGAGUGCUCUUCUGCCUUUUCGCGACAUCAAUGUCCACGCUUCUUCCACCCACUAUGCCUUCUCGUCUCCCUCAUCUCCUUCCGCUCCUACCCUUGUUGUAGAGCGUCCGUCUGGUGAUAUCCGUCUUCACGAUGGCAAGCUUCUGGGUGGUCAAAGAGUUACGAGUAUCCAGGGUAUUCUCGGAAUUAUCAGUUUGCGCCUCGGUAUGUUCUUUGUUCCUAUUCGACCUCAUUCAAUGCUCAUAUCCUNNCUAGACAAGUACAUCGUUGUAAUCACAAAGGCCCAGGCUAUGGGCAGGAUCAAGGGCCAUCAGAUUUACAGGGUUGUCGCUACUGAAUUGCUGCCUCUUCGUGAAAGACAAGUUCGCGAUCCUGAUGAGGACAUUUACCUCGGACUGGUCAACACCCUGCUCAAGAGCAGCCCAUUGUUCUUCUCAUACACCUUCGAUCUCACCAACAGUUUCCAAAGACAAGCCGAAAUCGAUCAAUCCUCUCCCAUCUGGGCAAGAGCUGAUGAUCGCUUCUUCUGGAACAAAUUUAUUCAGACUGAUCUAAUCAACUUCCGCCAAGGUCAAGGAGCUCGCCGCCAAAAUGUUGGUCCUCAACCCGCUAUGGACCCUUAUAUUCUGCCCGUCAUGUACGGUAUGCUCAGAAUCACCAACACUUCGGUCAAAAGUGCACCCAUGACUUUCAUUCUCAUCACUCGUCGUUCAAGACACCGCGCUGGUACCCGCUACUUCUCCCGUGGUCUGGACGAGCAAGGACAUGCUUCCAACUUCAACGAGACCGAACAGAUUGUCAUACUGAACGAUGAUGCUUCGAGUGGAAUGACUACCUUUGCUGGCGACGGUGGUUUCUCCAACAACAAACUCCCUGGUGGAGAGACUCAAGUCUUGUCAUACGUCCAGACCAGAGGCAGUGUUCCCGUUUACUGGGCCGAGGUCAACACCCUGAAAUACACUCCCAAAUUGCAAAUUAGAGGGGUUCAAUCUGCUGUGCAUGCAGCAAAGCUACACUUUGACGAACAGAUCAAGCUGUAUGGAGAGAACUACCUGGUCAAUCUUGUCAACCAAAAGGGCCGUGAGCAGAAAGUCAAGGAGGCAUAUGAAGAUAUGGUCAAACUUCUCGUAUCGAACCCUGCAGAGGAUACCGAAGCCGAUCGCACAACAAGGGAGAAGUUCCACAUUCUCGAGCCUCAAGGCGGCCGACAUGAGUUUGACAAGUUGCACUAUGUCUACUUUGAUUUCCACAACGAAACCAAGGGACUGAAGUGGCACCGUGCACAACUUCUUCUUGACCAGCUCAAGGAUGGUUUGAUGAAGGGAGAGUACUUCCGCGGUGUUGACAAGCCUAGCGGUGGUGUGCAAGUAUUGAGCCGCCAAAGUGCUGUCGUUCGCACCAACUGCAUGGACUGCCUGGAUCGCACCAACGUGGUUCAGUCCAUGCUUGGCCGUUUCACUCUUUCUCGCAUGUUGACCGAUGUUGGUAUCUUGAAGGCUGGAGAGAACGCUCAGGAAGACGCUGCGUUUGAGCAUCUGUUCCGCAAUGUCUGGGCAGACAAUGCAGAUGUGGUCAGCAAGUCUUACUCGGGUACCGGUGCUCUCAAGACAGACUUCACCCGUACUGGCGAAAGAACGCGUGCCGGCGCCUUGCAGGAUUUGAACAACUCAAUCACCCGCUACGUGUGCAAUAACUUCCUCGACGGACCCAGACAGGACGCCUUUGAUCUAUUCCUCGGCACCUAUGCACCCGAUCCUUCGGGCUUGGGCUCAGCACACCAGUUUGCGGACACUAGACCGGUGUUGGUCCAGUCUUUGCCGUACAUUCUGGCUGCCUGCGUCUUCUUCGUCUUCAUCUCGCUUUUCACACGUCGCCUGCCGGAUGCUACUGUAUGGCCGUUGAGAAUCUUCGUUCUCAUCUGUGUCAUUGGUGCUGCAUGGUCUGGUAGAUUCAUCACCUCGCAUGGAGGUCUUUACGUAAGUAGCCGUACCUUGGGAGGUUCGAGAGACAAUGCUAACCAAUAUCAGGUCAACUGGCCAAAGCUCAACACACCAGCACAUGCUCUUGAGAGCUACCAAGAAAGUCUUGAGCGAGUCAGUAGAGAUCCUCUUCUGGGAUCCAUGGUUUCCAAGCACGGUCGCGGCAAGAGCGAUGCCAGACUUGGAUACAUGGAGGAGGGCAAGAAGCGUAGAGAGUAA